CCUCCACAAAUCACAGAAGGGACCAGACCUCGAUCAUUCGAAUUGACCUGGAACGUUGCUGAAGAAAACAAAGCCUCGUUCGCGGACCCAAUCAUCUACGUCCUGCAAGUACGAACGUAUUUCGGUCCCGAAUUCGAUCCAAUGGCAGCAAGUGCCUGGAGGACUCUAACGAUGACAACUGUUCCUGGAGCUCGGCUUAGCGAGCCAGAUGUUGGUUGGUGGUAUCAGUACCGAAUCGCUGCCGUGAGUCGUUUUGGAUCGAGGGGAUUUGGCGACUCAACUACACCACCAGUUCGCCUAACUAGUCAACUCCCACAGGCGGCAUCGGCACCGCGACAACUCGUGGAUGGUGUAUGGCGGUUUCAGGCGGACGGCGGAGUGCAUGUCCGCAUUGAGUGGAAAGCUCCGGCAACUGCUGUCAUCCCUGUCACAGAGUAUCGGGUGGGAACUGAACUAAUUCAGCUUUUUUUAUAA
This is a messenger RNA of Hydatigera taeniaeformis, 474 nucleotides long. The record is from the annotation of a GenBank genome assembly. Lineage: Eukaryota; Metazoa; Platyhelminthes; Cestoda; Cyclophyllidea; Taeniidae.